Molecule: messenger RNA, 165 nt
Organism: Baudoinia panamericana UAMH 10762
Lineage: Eukaryota; Fungi; Ascomycota; Dothideomycetes; Mycosphaerellales; Teratosphaeriaceae
Exons: 1
Coding region: 1-165 (54 amino acids)
Source: RefSeq, a predicted model, not a curated record
AUGGGAUACUCCAAACCUCAAGACACUCACGCCUUCGGGCCCAAGCGUGCGUCCCGGCAGGCGUGGGGGUGUGGGUGCGGUGUGGAUGUUCCUGCGAUCUGCAAUGGAAGCUUGCUGAGAGGUAGCACAUCUAGGAAAGAAACCACAAUCGGAUCUCUGCAGUGA